GUUUAUAAACCGGGCCAACAAAGGCACAAGUCCCACACUGCAUCAGUCCUCUUCUCGUGCGCUUCCACGCAGUAAGAGCACGCUUUAAACAGUCUAACCCAUAGCCUCUAUCAUUGCAUACCCAUUUAAAGUCCAGCUCCCUGUUUCUUUUUGAGUUUCCCCAGGACCGUCCCACCAUGCGUCUCCAGUUCGUCCUUUGCGUAACGGCCCUGCUCGGCUGCCCGUUCCUGAGCGCCGGGUCGCGGAUAGCCAAGCGCUUUGCCAUCGGUUGCUCGGAGAAGUGCGACAAGUCCCAGUGCGCGCCGAUCCCCGAGGACUGCUUGGCCGGAGACGUGCUGGAUCGCUGCGACUGCUGCCCGGUGUGCGCGUCCGGGGAGGGCGAGCCGUGCGGCGGCACCGCAGACCGCGAGUGCGCCGAGGGGAUGGAGUGCGUGGUGACCGACGGCGUGGAGGUGUCCGUCACCGUCAGGCGGAGGGGCAAGGCCGGGGUGUGCGCGUGCUCCAGCCGCGAGCCGGUGUGCGGCAGUGACGGGGUCUCCUACCGGAACAUCUGCGAGCUGAAGCGCAUCAGCAACCGGGCGAUGAAGCUGCAGCAGCCGCCGGUGAUCUUCAUCCAGAGAGGAUCCUGCGGGAAAGGUCAGCAGAACCCGGACAGUCUUCGUCACAAGUACAACUUCAUCGCUGACGUGGUGGAGAAGAUUGCCCCCGCUGUCGUUCAUAUUGAACUGUUCCGCAAGAUGGUGUUCUCCAAGCGCGAGGUGGCGGUCGCCAGCGGCUCCGGCUUCGUUGUGUCAGAGGACGGACUCAUCGUCACCAACGCCCACGUGGUGGCCAACAAGCACCGAGUCAAGGUGGAGCUGAAGAGCGGAGCCACGUUCGACGCCAAGAUCAAAGAUGUCGACGAGAAGGCCGACAUCGCCCUGAUCCAGAUCGAGGCCCCGAUGAAGCUGCCGGUGCUGCUGCUCGGCCGCUCGGCGGACCUGCGUCCCGGCGAGUUCGUGGUCGCCAUCGGCAGCCCCUUCUCCCUGCAGAACACCGUCACCACCGGCAUCGUCAGCACCACCCAGCGGGGGGGCAAGGAGCUGGGGCUACGCAACUCGGACAUGGACUACAUCCAGACCGACGCCAUCAUCAACUACGGCAACUCAGGAGGACCACUAGUCAAUCUGGAUGGAGAGGUGAUUGGCAUCAACACUCUGAAAGUCACAGCAGGAAUCUCCUUCGCCAUCCCCUCAGACAAGAUCAGGCAGUUCCUGGCCGAGUCACAUGACAGACAGUCCAAAGGUAAAACGUUCCAGAAGAAGAAAUACAUCGGCGUCAGGAUGAUGAGUCUCACUCAAACGCUGGCCAAGGAGCUGAAGGAGAGGCAGCCAGACUUCCCAGAUGUCACCUCUGGGGCGUACGUCAUUGAGGUCAUAAGCCGGACUCCGGCUGAGGCCGCUGGCCUGCAGGAACGAGACGUCAUCAUCAGCAUCAACGGCGAGCGGAUCUCCACGGCCAGCGACGUGAGCGCGGCCAUAAAGCGGGACGAGAAGCUGCGAACGGUGGUGAGGCGAGGCAACGAGGACGUCAUCCUCACCAUCGUCCCCGAGGAGAUCGAGCCUUGACCUCUCAACUGAAACAAGUAAAACAAACC
Molecule: messenger RNA, 1636 nt
Organism: Etheostoma cragini (Arkansas darter)
Lineage: Eukaryota; Metazoa; Chordata; Actinopteri; Perciformes; Percidae
Gene: htra1b
Product: HtrA serine peptidase 1b
Exons: 10
Coding region: 177-1607 (476 amino acids)
Biological process (GO): programmed cell death; positive regulation of apoptotic process; proteolysis
Cellular component (GO): extracellular region
Molecular function (GO): serine-type endopeptidase activity; protein binding
Source: RefSeq, a predicted model, not a curated record